AUGAGGUUUUUCCUCUUUUUGUGUUUCCUCGCUCUUUGUGCUGCGACUCCCUUGGAGGAGAAAAACAUGAAGCUCCAGCGUGGCGGUUGUCCAGCGUUCUGGUUCAGCUUCAAUGGCCGCUGCUUUCGGUACGUCGCCACAAGGAUGACCUGGGCUGAUGCAGAACUCUACUGUUUGUCACUGGGAGCCAACCUGGUGUCCAUCCACAGUGAGGAGGAACAUAACUUUGUCUAUACACUGAUUCAGACCUUUGACCCGGCUGAGGGCCACACCUGGAUUGGACUCACCGACCAGCAUAAGGAAUCAAGGUGGAUGUGGUCUGAUGGAUCCAGAGCUGACUUUCUCUUUUGGAAUCCUGGAGAGCCAAACAACAGUGGAGGAUCAGAGGCAUGUGUUGAUACCAUUUGCGGCAUGAAGAAGAAGUGGAAUGAUGCAAGAUGCUCCCUCUUGUUUCCCUUUGUUUGCGCGUUACGUCCAACCUGCCCUUAG
Salarias fasciatus (jewelled blenny) is the source of this 489-nucleotide messenger RNA. RefSeq names its product lactose-binding lectin l-2-like. The record is from RefSeq and is a predicted model, not a curated record. Bases 1 to 489 code for a protein of 162 amino acids. The transcript has a single exon. Lineage: Eukaryota; Metazoa; Chordata; Actinopteri; Blenniiformes; Blenniidae.